Sphaeramia orbicularis (orbiculate cardinalfish) is the source of this 3014-nucleotide messenger RNA. It is a transcript of the gene tmem87a, whose product is annotated as transmembrane protein 87A. The transcript has 20 exons. Gene Ontology annotation, cellular component: Golgi apparatus; membrane. Gene Ontology annotation, biological process: retrograde transport, endosome to Golgi. The record is from RefSeq and is a predicted model, not a curated record. Lineage: Eukaryota; Metazoa; Chordata; Actinopteri; Kurtiformes; Apogonidae. The coding region runs from base 78 to 1838 and encodes 586 amino acids.
CCGGAAGCAGGAAGUGUUUUCAUGUUGUGAGUUGUCUGCUUUCAUCUGCAGGUUGUGGGUUCGGUUACCUGGACCAAAUGGCGAGCUCCUCCGGUCCGGGUCGGACCGGACCGGGUCUCUGGUCCUCGGCGCUGGUCCUGGUGCUGCUGACAGGGCGGUUCGGUCCGGUUCGGGGCGUGUCCGAACCGGGGAAAUGGCUUUUGGACAUCGACAGCGAGACCCUGAAGAAACAGCCGUACUUCCUCUUCACUAAAACACUCUUCAAUAACACCUCAAUCCUCCUCAAAUUUAUUCCAGUCAGCUGCACAGAAUCAUCUGGGGUUCUACUGAACGUGUCCUGGUACCUGAGGAACUCCCACUGCUACAACGAAGUCUUCAAUCUGAACGCCAAAAGCAUGGAGAACCUUCAAAAAUACUUUAAAUCAACAAAAGAGGAAAUGGAAGGAGGAAGUGGAUUCUACGUCUCACAUCAGUACCAACCCAUCAGCUGUCAAUCACAGCUGAUCCACAUGGACAGUUUCACCCCACCGACUCGACUGACGAAGUAUCAACAGGUGACAGAAUCCAAACCUUCAACCCGGAGGAAGCGUGAUACGGUGUUGUCCAGGUGCCGCCCACUCACUUCGAUGCUGUGGCUCAGAGCUGGGAGGACGGACCCUACAUGUUCAUCGUCCAUAUCACCGACGUCAAUGAAAACCGAGCCCCCAAACCCCCCAACCCCCCCCAACCCCCCCAACCAGGCCAACCCCCCCAAGCCGGCCAACACCCCCAGCCCCGCCUGGAAACUGCAAAUGGAGAUCAGCAUGAAAGGACUUCAUCAUGACUAUAUAUCAGCCUCGAAUUGGCCUCUGAUGAUGUUCUACAUGGUCAUGUGCAUCGUCUACGUGCUGAUGGCCGUGCUCUGGUUGGUUCUGUCCGCCUGUUACUGGAGGGAUCUGCUUCGGAUCCAGUUCUGGAUCGGAGGCGUCAUUUUCCUGGGGAUGGUGGAGAAGGCCAUGUACUACGCCGAGUUCCAGAACAUCCGCUACCACGGACACUCAGUCCCAGGGGCGGUGGUCUCUGCUGAGGUGGUCUCUGCAGUUAAGAGGACCUUGGCCCGAGUGUUGGUGAUCAUCGCCAGCCUUGGAUACGGCAUCGUUAAGCCCAGACUGGGGGCGCUGCUCCACAGGGUGGUGGGUGUCGGUCUGCUCUAUCUGAUCUUCUCCCUCAUCGAAGGACUCCUGCGCAUCAGUUCAGCUGAAGAUGACGUGGUCCUCCUGGCUGCUAUCCCUCUGGCUGUGCUUGACUCCACCCUCUGCUGGUGGAUGUUUGUGAGUUUGGCUCAGACCAUGAAGCUGCUGAGGCUGAGGAGGAACGUGGUGAAGCUGUCCCUCUACAGACACUUCACCAACACGCUCAUAUUCGCCGUCAUAGCAUCUGUCAUCUUCAUCUUAUGGAGGACCAAGACCUUCCAGUUUUCCACCUGUCACUCUGACUGGAGGGAGCAGUGGAUAGAGAGCGCAUUCUGGGGUUUCCUGUUUUCCAUCAUCCUGUUGGUCAUCAUGUUCCUAUGGCGACCGUCAGCCAAUAACCAGAGGUAUGCGUUCAGCCCCCUGGUGGACGAAGAGAGUGAAGAAGAGGAGAAAGAACCCAUGAUGAACGAGGCCUUCGAGGGGAUGAAGAUGAGGGGCAUGAAGAACGACACCAACGGAACGGCCAAAGCCAACAAAGUGGAUGAGGAUCUGAAGUGGGUGGAAGAGAACAUCCCAUCAUCCAUGGCAGAGGUGGCUCUUCCUCCUCUUCUGGACUCAGAUGAGGAAAUCAUGACGACAAAGUUUGAAAUGUCCAAGAUGGAGUAAUGUCCAGAAGAAGAGGACGGAGGGAUGGAGAUGGACGGAGGGAUGGACAGACAGAGGAAGGGACAGAUGGACAGAGGCUGGUUUAACUCAGAUGAAUAAAUACAGCUGAGAAUGAAUGAGUGAAAGAGGGAUGAAGGACGUCCAAGAGGAGGACACACUGAUGGACGGAUGGACAGUGGAGACAGUGGAUGGAUGGACAGUGGACAAUGGAAAAAUGGACAGGUGGACAGUGGACAGAUGGAUAGUGGAGAUGGUGGACAGAUGGACAGUGGACAGACGGACAGUAAACAGAUGGACAGUGGACAGAUGGACAGUAAACAGAUGGACAGUGGACAAUGGACGGAUGGACAGUGGACAGUGGACAGAUGGACAAUGGACAGAUGGACAGUGGACAGACGGACAGUAAACAGAUGGACAGAUGGACAGUGGACAAUGGACGGAUGGACAGUGGACAAUGGACAGUGGACAGAUGGACAAUGGACAGAUGGACAGUGGACAGACGGACAGUAAACAGAUGGACAGUGGACAGACGGACAGUAAACAGAUGAACAGUGGACAGAUGGACAGUAAACACAUGGACAGUGGACAAUGGACAGUGGACAGAUGGACAGUGGACAAUGGACAGUAAACAGAUGGACAGUGGACAGAUGGACAGUAAACAGAUGGACAGUGGACAGAUGGACAAUGGACAGAUGGACAGUGGACAGAUGGACAGUGGACAAUGGACAGUAAACAGAUGGACAGUGGACAGAUGGACAGUGGACAAUGGACAGUGGACAGAUGGACAGUAAACAGAUGGACAAUGGACAGUGGACAAUGGACAGAUGGACAGUGGACAGUGGAGUGUCUGUAGAUCUGUGCUUCUUUCUUCUUCUGCCCUGGGACUCGAUCAUCAGCAGAACCUUUUAUUUGUACGAUCUGAUUCUAUUUAUAACUGUAUGUUCCAUACGUUCUAUAUGUUCUAUGUUCCGUAUGUUCUAUGUUUACGGGCUUCCUGCUCCAGAGGCGUGUUUGCGUUUUCACUGUUAAAUGUGAUAGUUUGUUUGCCUCCUGCUUUCUCUGCUGUUGGUGUGGUUUUUCUAAAACUCAGUCCAUGUCGUUUCAUGUGGAUUCUUUCAACCUGCUGGAAAAAUCCUAAAGGAACAAAAGUGGAUUAAAAACAGUGUUUUUCCAAAG